Molecule: messenger RNA, 1872 nt
Organism: Pseudozyma hubeiensis SY62
Lineage: Eukaryota; Fungi; Basidiomycota; Ustilaginomycetes; Ustilaginales; Ustilaginaceae
Product: C2H2 type zinc finger containing protein
Exons: 1
Coding region: 1-1872 (623 amino acids)
Biological process (GO): regulation of transcription by RNA polymerase II
Cellular component (GO): nucleus
Source: RefSeq, a predicted model, not a curated record
AUGAGGAAUGAGCACCUCAAAGCACAUCAACGUCGGCAUCGUGAUGCUUCAGAAAAGUCGUUUGUCUGCGAGCAUCAAGACUGCGCACUUCGGUUCUGGACCUCGAGCCAGCUCAAGAAUCAUGUACAAGCCUGUCAUGCUGACAAUAUGUCGUCGGCGACGGAAGCGAACGCCCACGAUUAUCCUUGCACCGAAGAUGGAUGCGAAUUGACUUUUCAUAAGCGAAAACAGCUACGCCAACACAUUCGUGAUCACCACUGCGGGCCUGCGGUGAAUGUCGAUGGUCAGCAAGAGCAAGGACAUCUGCAGCUACUAGAAGCCAAGGCUCUGCCGUUCGUCUGCCUUUAUCCUGGCUGUGGUAAACGGUUCGCAACCAACUCGCGGCGCAAAACACAUUUUCGAACGCACGAGGAAGGUAGAUACACUUGCUCGAUGGAGCAUGAUCUACCGCAACAGCAUGGUGAUCAGGAUGCAGGCCCGUUCGUCUACACGUUCCCCAACUGGACUGCUCUGCAGGCACACAUCAAGGAAGCUCAUCCACCGAUAUGUCCUUGGCCAGGAUGCGGCAAGCGAUUCCAGCGUCAAGACAACCUCAAGGCCCACUAUAGAAGACAUGAAGACCGCAAACUUCGACUCGAAAUGGAAGCAAAGAUGCUUGAAGGCAAGCACGAGACUGAACGCAAUCAACUACGUGCAGAGCUGUCCGACGACAGCUAUGCUUCAUCGUCUGAGGACGAGCAGGACGAAGGUUUAUGGAGAUCCACGUCAGAUGUGGCGGCACAGAGCUCGUAUCAGACCAUGUCCCUACCCAAUCAAGAUAACCAGGUCUCAGGACAGCAGGCCAGUGAUGCUGCGGUGAAUAACGGUGGUGCCGAGCCGGCACACCGCCGAUUUCCGGCGUUGUCAGAAGAGCAGCUUGUGCUGAAGGCUGCUCAGCUUCACUCGACAAGACCUCGAAGAGGAGGCGUAUUUCGCGGUCUCAGUUCUCCGACCCUCAGCAUUGUCACAUCAGCAUCUGAUAAGACAAGAUCUGCCCGUCUCGGAAGCGUCGCGACGUCAAUCAUGAGCGCUCGGAACAGUCCGUCCGCCUUCGCUUGCACGUGGAACGGAUGCAGCAAAGUCUUCACGCGCAAGUCAACCUUAUCGAUUCAUGUUCGAACUGCACAUCUCGGUGAAAGGCCCUUCGAGUGCCUGGAUUGUGGACGAAGGUUUGCACACAAGCACCUUGUCUCUCGUCAUCGCAGAGUCUGCUCUGGCAUUACAUCAUCGCCGGACCAAGGCGCAAUGCGCCGAAGCAGACUUCGAUUCUCAGCCGCUGACUCACAUAAACAAGCGGACGAAGGAGAAGAUCUCGAUGAAGGAGGUGACAGCUCGCAUUCGAGCACUGCAAAUAUCUCUGAGGAGUCAGACACGGCGACGAUACCGAUGCCUGUCACCAAUUCGAUCUCUGCUACAAUCAAGCCGAGGCUUCUGGACCUUCUCACCGGGCAAGGCUAUUCAGGAUCGCGAGUCGAAAGUGACACGCCAACGUCCGGAAAACGUGUGGCGGCUGACGACGGUAAUUCAAUGAUGAAGAAGCGGCGCAUCACUCGGGAUCGCAUAUUCGCUUGUCCCUGGGCUAAGAUUUGCUCUGCGCUAGAUCAGCAGGCUUCGGAAAGCACGUCGUCAGUGACUGAUCCUGCAUAUCCUGCACCCGUCGCACCUGCAACUCAGUCGGGAGAGGAAAGCACUAGCUCAGCCGCAGCGUGCGAGCAUCGAUUCAAACGUCUUUACGACCUACGACGCCAUCUUCGGGCGCGACACGAUCUGGAUCUUUCCUCAGACGAGCUCUCGGCUAUCACGCAUCAAACUGCAUGGACUAAUGUACACUAG